Messenger RNA from Melopsittacus undulatus (budgerigar), 2318 nucleotides. It is a transcript of the gene PKM, whose product is annotated as pyruvate kinase M1/2. Gene Ontology annotation, molecular function: pyruvate kinase activity; magnesium ion binding; potassium ion binding. NCBI's taxonomy places the organism in Eukaryota, Metazoa, Chordata, Aves, Psittaciformes, Psittaculidae. Gene Ontology annotation, cellular component: cytoplasm. The transcript has 11 exons. Gene Ontology annotation, biological process: glycolytic process; cellular response to insulin stimulus. The record is from RefSeq and is a predicted model, not a curated record. Bases 149 to 1741 code for a protein of 530 amino acids.
GGGAUCCGUGGGGGAGCACGGGGCGGUGCUGCGGUCUCUGGGAUCACCUUGGGAAGGCGGAGGGGCGGUGCGCAGAGAAGCGGCGGCUCUCGAGGUGGACGGGAGUGGGGCGAGGCUUGGCUGCGGCAGACAUAGGAUUCCAGCAACAAUGUCGAAGCACCAUGAUGCAGGGACUGCUUUCAUCCAGACCCAGCAGCUGCACGCUGCCAUGGCUGACACCUUCCUGGAGCACAUGUGCCGCUUGGACAUUGACUCGGAGCCAACCAUCGCGAGGAACACCGGCAUCAUCUGCACCAUUGGCCCAGCCUCCCGCUCGGUGGAGAAGCUGAAGGAAAUGAUUAAAUCUGGGAUGAAUGUUGCCCGCCUCAACUUCUCUCACGGCACUCAUGAGUAUCAUGAGGGAACAAUCAAGAACGUGCGAGAAGCUACAGAGAGCUUUGCUUCUGAUCCCAUCACCUACAGACCUGUGGCUAUUGCACUGGAUACCAAGGGACCUGAAAUCCGAACUGGACUCAUUAAGGGAAGCGGCACAGCAGAAGUGGAGCUGAAGAAAGGUGCAUCGCUCAAAGUCACCCUGGAUAAUGCCUUCAUGGAGAAAUGCGAUGAGAAUGUCCUGUGGUUGGACUACAAGAACCUCACCAAGGUCGUAGAAAUUGGCAGCAAAAUCUACGUGGAUGACGGUCUGAUUUCUUUGGUGGUUAAGGAGAAAGGCAAGGACUACGUUGUGACAGAGGUGGAGAACGGCGGCAUGCUGGGCAGCAAGAAGGGAGUGAACCUGCCUGGCGCCGCGGUUGACCUGCCUGCAGUCUCUGAGAAGGAUAUCCAGGAUUUAAAAUUCGGCGUGGAGCAGAAUGUAGAUAUAGUGUUUGCUUCCUUCAUCCGCAAAGCUGCUGAUGUCCAUGCUGUCAGGAACGUGCUAGGGGAAAAGGGAAAAAACAUCAAGAUCAUCAGCAAGAUUGAGAACCAUGAGGGUGUGCGCAGGUUUGAUGAGAUCCUGGAGGCCAGUGAUGGCAUCAUGGUGGCCCGUGGUGACCUGGGCAUUGAGAUCCCUGCUGAAAAGGUCUUCCUAGCCCAGAAAAUGAUGAUCGGGCGCUGCAACAGAGUUGGUAAACCCGUCAUCUGUGCCACUCAGAUGCUGGAAAGCAUGAUCAAGAAGCCUCGCCCAACCCGCGCCGAGGGCAGUGAUGUUGCUAAUGCAGUCUUGGAUGGAGCUGACUGUAUCAUGCUCUCCGGAGAGACUGCCAAGGGAGACUACCCACUGGAGGCUGUGCGCAUGCAGCAUGCUAUUGCCCGGGAGGCCGAAGCCGCCAUCUUUCACAGGCAGUUGUUUGAGGAACUGCGUCGUCUGACAUCCCUCAACUGUGAUCCCACGGAGGCCGCUGCUGUUGGCGCUGUGGAAGCGUCCUUCAAGUGCUGCAGCGGGGCCAUUAUUGUCCUCACCAAGUCCGGAAGGUCUGCACACCUCGUGUCCCGGUACCGCCCGCGGGCUCCCAUCAUCGCCGUGACCCGCAAUGACCAGACUGCGCGCCAGGCACACCUCUACCGCGGCAUCUUCCCUGUCCUCUGCAAAGAGCCAGCCCUGGAUGCCUGGGCUGAGGACGUGGACGUCCGCGUCAACCUGGGCAUGAAUGUCGGCAAAGCACGUGGGUUCUUCAAGAGCGGUGACCUGGUCAUUGUGCUGACAGGCUGGCGCCCUGGCUCUGGCUACACCAACACCAUGCGUGUGGUGCCCGUUCCUUGAGCGACUUGAUUCCGACCAGCACCAACCACCUUCCCCCUUCCCCUUGCUCCCCUCUCCCCUCGCGUUAGGCCCGCCAUCGCUUGUGCUGUUCUUCUCCCUAGUGUGGACGUAGGUUGCUAAACACCACCCAGUGCAGCAUCAGCAGGGGGAAGAGACCUUAAAUCACUAAAAGUACAUACUUGAAGUGUUUAGUUUUUUUUAAACCCUCUCCCCGUAGUUAAGUCGUGCCCUGGUCGAUGUUGGAGUCAGCUUAGUGAGUUCUUGUCAGUGUAGGACUGGCCUCAGGGUUUGGGGUGAUGGGGCAGGGGCGAGGUGAUGGUGGCCAACACUUCCACUGUCCCCUCCUCGCUGGAGGCACAGACCAAAUCUGAGAUUUAUCCAGCUCCUCACCUUGUUUGUCCCAGGGGUGAGGGUAGAAGAGGGGUGUUCCCCUCCCCUGCACUCCCCUCUCUGCACUGUCACCAUGUCAGUUGUGUGUGUGUGUGUCCUCAGAGCCUUCUGCACCCUGCACUCUACUGGUCCCUGGGGCGGUCAGAGCACCACUGUUCAUCAAUAAAGAGAAGCUGAAGCACCCACA